GCCUCUCUCCUCCUUUUCAGCUUUCUCCUCCUUUCCAGGAAAUCCAGGUGCUGGGCUGGUUUUCCCAGAAGAAGUCUCAAAGUGUUUAACGGGCUUGUGCGUAACGUUAUUUCUUGAUGAACGUGUUGCUUGUACAUUAACCUGCGCCAUUAACCUGGACACAGAGAGUCAAUGGAUGGAGCUUCGUCUUCUAUUUGUGUUUUGACACAAAACUAUUUAAUGCUGCAUCAUUCUGUCCUACGCUGUUUGGUUCUCCUGGCUGUCCUGCUGAGCCAUAAUACUGACGCUCUCCAGGUGAUUGGUGGAAGGGUGACAGUGGUUCAGGGAGGAACUGCUAUCUUACCAUGCGAACUCAUUGACUCAAGUGAUGACUUGACCCAGAUUACCUGGCAGAGGAGGACCAGAGAAAACCCUCAAAAUAAAAAUUUUAUUACUAUCCAAUCUGGAAAUAUACCGUUGUUUGUCAAUGGUCAUGAUGAUCGAUUUAAGUAUAUUGGGAAUUUUAAGAACAAAAAUGGAACGCUCCAGUUAUCCAGUGUUGCCCUGAAGGAUGAAGGCAUCUACACGUGCAUCUUCACCUUGUUUCCCAGUGGAAAUCAGAAGACUGAGAUUCCUCUAAACUUGCUUGUGCCUCCUUCCACAAGCGUGAAGGACAAUCUUCCCACUUUGGGUACAGAAGAGGUUUUAUUUGCUACCUGCACGGCUGCUGGCUCGAGGCCUCCUGCAGAGGUGAGGUGGCUCACUGGUACUUUGGCAGGAAAAGUGAGGACGACAACAAACUCCACCCAGUAUGACAACGGUACAACCACCACAGUCAGCUCUCUGUUUGGUGUACCUACAAGAGAGCUCAACGGUCACCUGGUCCAGUGUGUCAUCAGCGGUGACUCCCUGUCAGAAAAAGAAACUCUGCCCUUCACAUUACAGGUUCACUUUUCUCCCGCAGAAGUGAACAUCAGAGCGAUUUCAGAGGAUUCAUUUGACUGUGUGUCAGAAGGCAACCCAGACCCCAAAUUUAUCUGGAGGAGAGCUGGCCAGCCUUUGCCGCAGUCUGCUGUCAAAGUAGAGGGUGCAAAGCUACAACUGCUGAGUCUGACCUCUGACCUAAAUGGCCUCUAUCAGUGUGAAGCAUCUAAUGCAUAUGGAAGAAAACACGCUCAGCUCUAUGUGCAUGUGAUAUCAGGAUCUUGCUUUGCUGGUUGGGCCUUGUUUAGUCUUUUGCUUUCCCUGAAUGUUUUGGGGGCUGCAGGAUGGUACUUUUAUAAAUCUGGAUGCUUUCAAAAGUACUUGACCUUUUGGCAUGGUAAGAGGCAUCUUUCCAAUCCAGCACCAGUAGUAUCCAGUAAUGGCAAAACACAUGAAAAACACAAGGAAGAGGAAUUAUUGACUUAUAUGGAAACAAAAGACUCCACCAAGGAGACACCCUAGACUUACAGGUAACUGGUUAAUGAACAGAUGAUCGUAUUGCUUGGUGGAUCAAAGUAUGACAGUACUGCUGCAUUCAUUCACAAGAAGGACAAGAUCACCACACUAUAGACCACAUGUCAAGUUUGUGGCUUGUAUCAUCUGUGAGGCAUGAGCAUUAAACUUUAUUUUAUUUGACAUUUCAGCAUCCCAGAAAAAGAACUACUGCAUUAAAGCAUCACACAAUGAAAAAAUAUAACAGUUUUUCAUGUACUAUACACUUGUGUCUCAAAUGGGUAAAGACACGUGUGUGUUUACCCACACACUUACCCAAGCAUUAACUUGUUAAAGCAUGCCAUUUGCACUGUAUUUUUUUUUUUAAUUGAUGGUGGUGUAAAUUUUUUUCAUGAUGACAUUGCUGAUGUUUUUUUAAUAAACUGUAAUUUAAAAAGA
Molecule: messenger RNA, 1854 nt
Organism: Archocentrus centrarchus (flier cichlid)
Lineage: Eukaryota; Metazoa; Chordata; Actinopteri; Cichliformes; Cichlidae
Product: poliovirus receptor homolog
Exons: 8
Coding region: 172-1425 (417 amino acids)
Biological process (GO): heterophilic cell-cell adhesion; homophilic cell-cell adhesion
Cellular component (GO): adherens junction
Source: RefSeq, a predicted model, not a curated record